GGCGGGAUAUAAAGUGACGGUGAUCGAUAAAUCCGAGAAGGACUGGUGGAAGGGAAAAUGCCUGGGUGGCAGAGCCGGAUAUUUUCCCAGCGCCUAUGUCAUGCGAGUCGAGUCUGGCCAGAAAACCCUGCAGGUCACCAGGAACCUCCAGCUAGCUGACUCAGUGACACUCCUGCGUGAUCAGAUAGUGAUUCAAGUCGGCGAAGAGUUGGACGGCAUAGCAAUGGUGCGUUGUGCCGCCGACACAAGAUCGUCGGGUCACGUGACGGAGGAGGGUGACGUACGAUCCCGCGAGACCCUCUGUCCCCUCAAGUACCUGCAGGAGGUGUGACAGAAGCCUUCAAAUAAGCCAAAAAGUCUGCUAAAGUCCGGGAGUAAAGGGUCAGAAUGCAAAAGUCCAUGGAACGAUAAUCUCCUGAUAACCAGACCCAAAUCCUCCGAUAAAUAUUACGACUGCCUUCAGUGUAAUGAAUAUUGUCGUCACGAAACAAUAUCCGUGACUGAUAGUGCAAUACACCCUAGAGUUAUUCUGACAAAUUACAUUAACGAUCGACACCGCAAGAACAAUAGCAGUGGUGAUACUAGUCAACCCAUUAAUUUACAGAUAAAAGCUAGAAGAAGAUCGUCACUGGCGCGACCAGUACGCGUUUACGAUUCAGCUUCAGUUGCAAGCAAUACCAUAACUGAUUAUCCGAUAAAAGCAUUUGAAAAUCUAUCGAAUUCCCGUGUAUUAACCGAAAUAGAUGAGACAGCUUACUACAAUGGUGGUGUACCAUUUGACGACAAUUCAGACAGCGAUAAUGGAUGGCCUAUACGCGUACGCCUCGAGGAGAUGCUUGAAUUAACAUCCUCCCGUAGAAAAAAUAUUAAUUUCAUGAAGAGCCGGAAGAGAAAGAAAGUUACAUUGACCAAGAGACAAACGUAUUUCAAAGACACCGAUAAAUUACUGAAGGUAUUUAGCGUCAAUCAUGUGGACCAACAAUAUAGGUAUAAUGUCAAACGAUGUUCAAUUAUGUAGACGUUAUUUACAUCGUCGAUUUCAGUGCUUCGUUAUUUUUUUAUUUCGUCAAAUUUUUAUCUUUUUCUCGAUAUGUAAAAGGAAAAUAUACUGCAGAUUACAACUGUG
This is a messenger RNA of Diachasma alloeum, 1126 nucleotides long. Its product is annotated as SH3 and cysteine-rich domain-containing protein 2. The record is from RefSeq and is a predicted model, not a curated record. NCBI's taxonomy places the organism in Eukaryota, Metazoa, Arthropoda, Insecta, Hymenoptera, Braconidae. Gene Ontology annotation, biological process: skeletal muscle contraction; positive regulation of voltage-gated calcium channel activity; positive regulation of protein localization to plasma membrane. Gene Ontology annotation, cellular component: extrinsic component of cytoplasmic side of plasma membrane. Gene Ontology annotation, molecular function: protein binding.